This is a messenger RNA of Leishmania braziliensis MHOM/BR/75/M2904, 1290 nucleotides long. RefSeq lists its product as hypothetical. The transcript has a single exon. The coding region runs from base 1 to 1290 and encodes 429 amino acids. The record is from RefSeq and is a predicted model, not a curated record. Lineage: Eukaryota; Euglenozoa; Kinetoplastea; Trypanosomatida; Trypanosomatidae.
AUGCUGUCGCACACCGCUGUCUGGCUGCGGGUGCUCAGCCGCAAGAACAAAACCCCCCAACGCAUGUCGAACUUCACUAAGGUAACAAACCUAAACAAGGCGAAGAAGGCGAAGAUUGAGACGAUCGAUGGUGACGUCGUCAAGGGUCGUGGCCGUGUGCACCGCCGCUCGCACAGCGGGUUGAAGGAUGCCAUCGAAGCGAUGGAGCACCCAGCCAUUUGGCUAUGGUACCCGUGGCGCAAGAACCCAGAGCCGCCGACGCCGUACAUGCCAGCGCAGCGCGCGCUCAAGAACGUUCACGGCGCCAUCUUCGCCGAUCUUACCCCUAUUCAGAAGAAGAAGCAGGAGCAGAUGCUCUACGGAGUGAACAUCCCCGAGACGCGGGUCAUGAGGUUCGAGCAGCAGCACCCACUCCUUGCAAUGGCGCUGAAGCAGUUGGAUGGGCAGCCGAAGGGGUUUCCUUUUUGGUACAAGAAGUACCCGACGCGUCGCCACGCCUAUGAGCAGCGCUUCAGCGUACCGCCAGAGAUGCUGGAGGGGUACAGCGACAGUAUCAAGAAGGCCUUUAGUAAAGACAUGAUGACGAUUCAGGAGAAGCAGUUCUCGCAGGAGGCAAUGUACAUGGAGCGGUACGCCGAGCACGACUUCGACACGACCAGCCCGGCCGUGCUGGCGGUGAAGCGGGCGCUGAAAGUGCGUGUUCUGCGGAACCACUUGCUGACGAACCCACACAACAAUAUUGUCAAGACAAUUCUAGCAAACACCGAACGAAAGCUGAACCACACUCUUCGCCGACUGCGCAAGGUUGACUUCAAACGUUAUUGGGAGAUAAUUCGCGACCACGAUGUGCAGGACGUGCUGCAGCCGCCAAACCUUGUGACGUAUAGGCAGGGCUCGUACUGGCGGUACGACUGGAACGCAGGGUUAGCGAUAAGCACGCAACUUGCGGACGUGCUGGACCCGCGCGGCCUCAACGGCUGCGUCGAGACGGGCCGCUCCCGUUCCGAGGUGGCUCGAGAUCUCGGCCUCUCGUACACACGCCCGUUGCAGGAAAACGAGAAGAAGCAGCUCUCGGAGCAGGCUGUCUACUACGAGCGGCUGGCUAAGUUUAAGAUGGAGCAACCGGAGGCGGCACGCGCGCAGGAGCGGGAGCGCUUUGUCCGCAAGUUCUCCGGCAUGUUCCUCAAGCUGGAUAUCAAGUCCGGUGUCCCUGACUUCCCAAGCACGUACCGCAAGCUUCUCGGAACGCAGGUGGCGCGGUGGUCGUCGAAGCGGCACGGUCCCAUGUAG